AUGUAUCUAGUCAAUGCCCUUAAAAACCCAUCUGAUAAUAUACUAGUCUAUGGGAGGACUGCCAAUAUUGCAGGGAAGAUACUUCAGAUUAUAUUACUAUCAGUAUCAAUUGUAUUUUUACUAAUCAGUGGAAUAAGUGUUGCUGUUGGUUGGGCUAAAACAUGCAAGACUAUAAAAGAUGCUACUGAUGGUUUGGUAACUUGUAAUGAUGAUGAUGGAAGUAGAUAUCUUAACCAGGAGAUGUUUGGAUCUGCAAUAUGUGCUUGGGUGAGUCUAUCCUUCACUGCAGUGGCUAUACAGUUUGCUGUUGUUAAAAGUAUAAUGGAAGAGAAAGGAGAGACUCAUACUGAAGAAGAGGAACCACUCAUCAACAGUAGCCAUUAAGAGUGUGUGAACUAUUUGAGCUAGUGUGUGUAUCUUGUUAAUGUGAAACAACAAUGGAGGGUGUAUUCAUUCCAAUAAUACUUUUAACAUUUUCAGUU
This is a messenger RNA of Amphimedon queenslandica, 482 nucleotides long. RefSeq lists its product as uncharacterized. Lineage: Eukaryota; Metazoa; Porifera; Demospongiae; Haplosclerida; Niphatidae. Bases 1 to 384 code for a protein of 127 amino acids. The record is from RefSeq and is a predicted model, not a curated record. The transcript is spliced from 5 exons.